AUGAUUAGAAGGGACCUUCUAACUUUACUGGAGCAUGACAAUUCUAAGUAUCCGCUUGAUAAUAAAGUGAAUAAGGAGAAAAAGAAUGGAAUCAAGCGGGCUCUAAAUGGGUCUACUGUCCCUGUGAAUAAGGAAAUGACUGAUAGGCCCAUUGUUUGUGCGGCAAUGGGACAUGAAAAUGAACCUCUUGACGAAUUUAUUGAAGCACACAGAACCUGUUUCAAUGAUCUUAUGUACUUUCCUACUGGUAAUGCGUAUGGUCUUUCUAGUGUUGCUGGGAACAUGGAAAAGGUAGCAGCUUUACAAAAUGAAUUUGAGAAUAUGAGAAACAAAUUGGAUGAUGGUAAUGAGAAGAUGGUACGGUUUGAGAAGAAGGUGAUGGUUCUCACACAAGGUUAUGAGCUUGGGUUAAUUUUCAGUAAUGAGGGUAAAAGCCUCUGGCCACAAGUUGAGGCCACUUUCAAGCAGAUGGACAUAGCUGCAACUGAAUUAGAAUGCUUUAAAGUUUUGCAAAAGCAGGAGCAAUUAGCAGCAUCAAAUAGAAUAACCAAUCUAUGGGCUGAAGUACAGAAGCAAAAGGAACUUGAGAAAACUUUGCAAAAUAGGUACGGGAGUCUAAUUGAGGAGCUGGAGAAGAUGCAAAAUAUCAUGGACCAAUGCAGAUUACAAGCACAACAAGAAGAAGAAAUUGAAGCACACAACCAUGCUCCUGAGUCAAUUGAGACCAAGACCGAUGAAACUGAUGUACAGAGAAUUGUGAAGUUGUUCCUCACUCGGCGGAGGAUGGAAAUGCUCAAACAGUAG
Messenger RNA from Sphenostylis stenocarpa, 804 nucleotides. The record is from the annotation of a GenBank genome assembly. NCBI's taxonomy places the organism in Eukaryota, Viridiplantae, Streptophyta, Magnoliopsida, Fabales, Fabaceae.